AUGUCGUCGUCCUCCUCCAACAACGCAGAAGGCGAUUCUUGGUUGAUGCAGAUGGAACUUAGAAGGGAGGAUGUCGAGGGGGCCACGAUGGAGGAGGAUGAAGGAGAUUCGCUUCAGGAACAGCCUCCGGCUUCGGAGAGAGACGAAACCCUAACCCCUUCCCCUCUCCGCCGCCGAACGCGUCCGUCCCGCGCCAUACGAACCCGCGCCGCCGCCCGCAACCAACCGGGGCGUGCCACGUCAGCACCCCGGACACCCACCACCGCGCGGCCCGCCGAGCCCAUCGCCGGCCCCACGGGCCCGUACGCCUCCGCCCCCGCGCGGCUCCCCGAGCCCGCGCCCAGCGCCUUCGUCCUCCGCCGCCGGACCUCGUCGCCCGUCCUCCGCCGCACCUCCACCGACCGCCGACGCCCCGCGCCCGCGCCCGCCGCCGCACAGCGCCUCCACGCCGCCUCCUCCGACGGACCCCGGCGUCCUCCUCCCUCUCCGGCGCCCGUCCUCGUCUCCUCUGGCCGUCUCCUUCGGAUCUCCGGCGAGAGCCGCCCCGCCUCGGCUUCCGUGCCACUAACCCUAGAUCUGGAGAGGUUGAACCCUGAAACCCUCCGUCCCGAACCAAACACCCCUCCAAACGCCGGCCCCGCGGGCCCGUACGCCUCCGCCCCCGCGCGGCUCCCCGAGCCCGCGCCCAUCACCUUCGUCCUCCGCCGCCGGACCUCGUCGCCCGUCCUCCGCCGACCGCGGACGCCGCGCCCUUAG
This is a messenger RNA of Aegilops tauschii subsp. strangulata, 756 nucleotides long. Lineage: Eukaryota; Viridiplantae; Streptophyta; Magnoliopsida; Poales; Poaceae. The record is from RefSeq and is a predicted model, not a curated record.